AAUGUUGAUCUCUUCCUAAACUAGUCCAAAUGGUCAAAAAUUAAUCAACCAAACCACCCUUUCUACGGGUUGGCAAAUUUUAGGAGUUGUGAUAAUUAGUGGUGCUUUUUUGACAAACAAAACUAUCAAAUUUAUCCCAAAAUGAUUGUGAGAUUCAAUAUCCUCCUUUUGGCCAUCCUGUGCACAGUUCUACAAGCAAUUCCGGACAACGCCCCGGACUUUCAUCACGAUAAUGCGCCCGCACAGGUAGUCUGGGCCGCCAUCGGGCACGACGUGGAAUUGCCUUGCGACAUCACACCGGCGACACCGCGGGACACGAUCAACAUGGUCUUGUGGUUUAAGGACUCCCCUAUACCACUUUACAGUUUGGAUGCCAGAGGCGGACUGUCGCUCGACAAAGCGAACCAUUCCGCUCUCGGUAGCGAUUUGGGUAGAAGGGUAUAUUUUUUAGUAGGUGAGGGCCCCAAACAGGGCCGGGCGAGGCUGCAAGUUAAGAAUAUUCAGCCAGAAGAUGGCGGUGUCUUCAGAUGCAGAGUCGAUUUUACUGACUCUCCAACUAGAAAUUUUAAGGUCAACUUGACAUUAAUAGUGCCGCCCUCAGAGCCAAGAAUUUUCGACGACCAGGGCCGCGAAUUAAGCAGUGUCGCUGGCCCUUUCAAAGAGGGUUCCGAUUUAUUUCUGUCCUGCCAAGUCACAGGAGGACUUCCCCGUCCAGAAAUAACCUGGUGGAGGGAUGGCAUUUUAUUGGACGGAGUUGUAGAUACUGACAAAAAUGCUGAUACUGCUGUUAAUCAGCUUUUAUUGAGGUCUAUUGGCCGUGAUAUGUACGGGUCCAAAUUAGAAUGCAGGGCUCAAGGGUCAUAUCUGAUACCUCCGGUUGUCAGGAUAAUACAUCUCCGAAUCUACUUAAAACCACUAAAAGUUAAAAUUGUGUCUGGUGACGAACUACUGUCUGCCGGAACAACUCAACAUAUUCGUUGUGAAAGUUGGGGAUCUGUUCCUCCUGCCAAGAUAACUUGGCUUUUGAACAGUGAACCAGUACAAAGCACUUCUUCGACGAUAUCUCCAUAUGAUAGUGUAACUCAUACGACUCUAGGAAAAAAUUCCACAACUUCAAUUUUGAAAUUAAACGUAGUUGCUCAAGACGGUGGCAAAAAGUUGACCUGCAGGGCUUCAAAUCCUUGGUUCAAUGGAGCAAUUAUAGAAGAUACCAGGACCAUAGUUGUCGCAUAUGCGCCAAUAGUAAGUCUGCAAUUGACGGAUAGCAAAGUAAGACAAGGAGAGUCCUUAGACCCAAUGAGACCUCAACCAUUGUUGGUAGAAGGUGGAUAUGCAGAAUUACAUUGUCAAACCCAAGCUCAUCCACCUGUCCAUACAUAUGUAUGGUUUAAAGAUAACGGUGUACUUAUUCCGGAAAAGGUUGGAAUGUUUUCCGAUAAAUCCAUUUUAAGGAUUCCAUCAGUUGGCAAAGAAACCGCCGGCGUUUACGUUUGUGGGGCUACAAAUUCCGAAGGUGAUGCUAGAAGUGCACCAGUUACAGUGAAAGUACAAUAUUCUCCGCGUUGUAAAAGUGGAUUUGAAGAAAAAAGCGUCGGUGCUUUGAGAAAUGGUACUUUAACAGUUCGUUGUGAAAUUGAAGCUGAUCCGUUGGAUGAUUCAGUAAAAUUCAGUUGGACUUAUAAUAACACUAAGGAUGUGCUCCCGGUUCCCAGUUCAAGAGUGUCUUCCUUAGGAGGAAUUUCACAGCUUCAGUAUACUCCUGUAUCAAAUAAUGAUUUUGGUACUUUGGCUUGCUGGGCUAGCAACAGGGCUGGACGUCAAAAAAUUCCAUGUCUUUUCCACGUUGUUCCAGCAAAAGUGCCGCAACCUCCAGGAAAUUGUAUCUUAUCCGAGCAAACUGGAUCUUUGGAUUUAACUUGCACUCCAGGAUUUGACGGUGGUCUUCAUCAGCAUUUUCUGUUAGAAGUUAUAUCUGCUGCAAACACUGAAGGGAUGUCAGCAUCAUCUUCCUCGUCGUUAUCAACAGUUACUACUAGGAGACAUCCAGCGGACGCCGAUAAUGAAAUUUCAACGAUGAAUGAUCAGAGUGAAACGCCAGCAUUAUACCGGAUGACUGAGACGGACCCACACUUCCGAGUACGUGGUCUUCUUCCAGGAAGAGAUUACCAAUUACUGGUCUGGGCAGUUAAUGCACAGGGUCGAAGUGAACCACCUGUAAUAAUAGAAAGAGUGCGAGUUGCUUUGCCAAUGAGCCACGUUGGGGCUCUUUCUGAAGGUCCUAGUGAUGUUGGCCAAACUUUACCUGCCAACACUGGUCAGGCAACUAAUGGUGCAGGAAAUAUUAUCAGUGGCGGCGGUAAAGCAUCACAUAAAUCGGUUGCAGUGAUUCUAGGGGCCUUGAUCAGUGCUGCUGGCCUUAUACUAUCUGCAAUACUUUUUGCAACUAUAUUGGUUGUUUGCAAGAAACGAAAUGUUGCCAACGAAGAAAUUCGAAUUCCUGAAGAGCAACUACAAUCCAGUUCUAGGCCACGAACUGAAGGCCCGUCAAUGUACAGCGGCGAAAUGGAAUCGUCCAGUGCCGAAUUGGAUUAUCCUAUACACAGAAAACCUGCAGAAAUUACUAUUACACCGCUCAGAAACAGCAGAGCUAGUAGACAAUUACCCGAUAGCAUAGUUCGAUUUUCACAACCUUCAAUGAAUGAACCUGAUCUAAUCCUAGCUCGAAGCGUUGAUCCUGGUUUCGUUAGGACAUGA
Ctenocephalides felis (cat flea) is the source of this 2754-nucleotide messenger RNA. RefSeq names its product hemicentin-2-like. The record is from RefSeq and is a predicted model, not a curated record. Gene Ontology annotation, molecular function: protein binding. Lineage: Eukaryota; Metazoa; Arthropoda; Insecta; Siphonaptera; Pulicidae. The coding region runs from base 142 to 2754 and encodes 870 amino acids. The transcript has 16 exons.